This is a messenger RNA of Oldenlandia corymbosa var. corymbosa, 789 nucleotides long. NCBI's taxonomy places the organism in Eukaryota, Viridiplantae, Streptophyta, Magnoliopsida, Gentianales, Rubiaceae. The record is from the annotation of a GenBank genome assembly.
AUGAAGAUGAUGAUCAGGAACUUGAAUGUGAAUGUUGAAGUGUUCAAGUGGGACCCCAUGUUUUUGAAACCGGAAGAAGAAGAACUUUCAGUUUCCUCAAGUGGUUUGCUUAUGAUCAACGUUAAUUACUACCAAACCCCAAACAACGAGCUGUGUGGUGAGGAAACCCUAAUUCAUUUGCUACACAAGUGUCAUCACCAACACUUGGAUAAUCUUCACACUACAAAACAAUAUUUAGUUCGUUACGCCCUAGAAGAUUUACAUGGCCUUCGUUCUUGUCACAAUCUUGACAUGUUAACAACCGUUGUAGCGGAAGACUUGUGUACUAAAUUUCGUUUUAGUCCUGAAAUCGUGUCGUGUCAGGAUCCUGAUAAACCAAUCAUUUGUUUGGAUCUCCACUUACUUGUAGAAAAUGUUGGUGAGGUCAGUUCAGACAAUGGAAGUUGUAACGACGACAUCAUGAUUCGUGAACGUAUUUGUGAUCACUUCCGGAAGUUGGUUAGCCAUAGGAGAACUUUCACCAAGAACAAAUUGCUAGAUAAGUUGAGACUUCUGCCCGGGAUUAAAAAGGAAUGUAAGGCAAUGUUCAAUUAUGUAUUCAGCAAGGAUAGCGAUUCGCCGGAGGAUUGUGCGAUUUGCUCAGAGAAGUUAUGCGAAGGUACGAGCUGUUGGGUUGCUCAGAUGGAUUGUUGCUCGCACAAGUUUCAUCGGGGAUGCAUUUGUGAAUGGUUGCUAAUAAGUACUGGUUCUUGCCCUCUGUGUAGAUCAUCUUGCGUGACAUUGGUUUAA